This is a messenger RNA of Daldinia childiae, 1032 nucleotides long. RefSeq lists its product as uncharacterized. Gene Ontology annotation, biological process: pantothenate biosynthetic process. The transcript has a single exon. The record is from RefSeq and is a predicted model, not a curated record. Gene Ontology annotation, molecular function: 2-dehydropantoate 2-reductase activity. Lineage: Eukaryota; Fungi; Ascomycota; Sordariomycetes; Xylariales; Hypoxylaceae. The coding region runs from base 1 to 1032 and encodes 343 amino acids. Gene Ontology annotation, cellular component: cytoplasm.
AUGCCGAAAGUAUUGAUAUUCGGCACCGGCAGUCUCGGGACUUGCUAUGCCUGGGCCUUAUCAAAUGCGGUCAGACAGGACAAUGUCACCGCAAUAUGCCGGUCUAAUUACGAGUUCGCUUCCCGGAACGGCUUCACGAUCCACUCGAACCUGUGGGGCAAUAACCUCCAUUUCCAACCCCGCAUCGCGAGGUCCGUUGCCGAAGCCGUGCAGCAGUUGGCUUUGGAUGCGCAACAGUUCUUCGACUUCGUGGUUGUCGCUGCCAAGGCCGUGCCUACUGACCCUUCGAUAGCGGAAUUGAUUGGCCCCGCGAUCGCGAAGGGUAAGACGGCUAUUGUGUUGUUGCAAAAUGGUAUUGGGAUCGAGGACGAGUAUGCGCAACUCUACCCGGAUAACCCGCUGUUGAGCACCGUCGCAUACUUCCCGGCUACCCAAAUCUCGCCUGGUGUUGUGCACCACAAGGAAGUCGAGACGCUGCAUGUGGGCACAUUUCCAGCUACCGCUCCCACGAAACACAAGGAGGUAGCGCUGGAGUUCGUAGAGCUUCUUGGGAAAGGGGGUGCCACGGCUAAGUUACACGACGAUAUCCAGCGCAAGCGCUGGGGCAAGUUGCUCGUCAAUAGUUCUUGGAAUCCCAUAUGCGCGCUUACUCGGUUGAAGGACCGAGAAUUCAUCGAAGUGAGCUUGAGUUUGGACUUGGGCGCAGAAGAUAAAUGGGGUGAUGGCGUGCGCUUUGUAAAAGACGUCAUGUUGGAGAUUGCGUCUGUAGCACAGGCCUACGGAUACAGCGAUGUGAAUGAAGAGAUGGUGGAUUUUCAGAUCGGACGUGCUGUUGUACGCGAUCUGCCUGGAGUACAGCCGUCUAUGCUGGGAGAUGCGUUUGAUAGCAAGAGUAUGGAGGUUGAUGCUAUCGUGGGCAAUGUGGUGAGACUUGCGAGAAAGAAGGGAGUGGCUGUGCCGAUGCUGAGAACGAUUUAUCUCCUGGCUAAUGGACUGAGUGAGAGCUUUUCUCGCAAGAAACUGCAGUCUUAG